Molecule: messenger RNA, 706 nt
Organism: Musca domestica (house fly)
Lineage: Eukaryota; Metazoa; Arthropoda; Insecta; Diptera; Muscidae
Exons: 2
Coding region: 335-670 (111 amino acids)
Source: RefSeq, a predicted model, not a curated record
AAGAAACUAUUUUGGAAACUUAAAAAUCGGCAUUUUAUUAAUCCACAUAAUCACCUUUUGUUGUGUUGUGCGUAUUUGCCUAGUAUGGCUUAUUAAAAGCCCCUAAUAAAAAUAACCCAGACAGCAAGCCAGGCAUUAAUCAUUUUUAAGAAAAUACACAUUUGCAUUUCCAUUUCAAGUAAUCAGAAAAAUUGUGCAUUAUUUUAGGACUAAAGAAGGCGAUGCAUUCAUAUAAAUAGACACAGUGUGGAAGAAACUCCACGUCAUAAUUUCUGUGUUCAGAACUUAAAGUGUUCUUUAAGCAGUUCUCCAAAAAUAAUUAAAAUUGUCUAAAAUGAAAUUCUUCAUUGUUGCCUUGGCUUUGGUUGCCGCCGUUAUGGCUGAUGUCUCCGAAUUGUCAUCGGGUUAUGAUUAUCACGCCCCAGCUCCUUCGGCUCCAGUCAACACCUAUAUCCCACCAGCUGCUUCGGAGCCCGUCAACACUUAUGUUCCUCCCGUGGCUGCUUCGGAACCCGUCAACACUUAUGUACCCCCUGUAGCUGCCUCUGAACCUGUCAACACUUAUAUCCCACCCGCAGCUGCCUCGGCUCCUCAACCAACUGUUGAAUUGGCCGAUGAUGGUUAUCGUUACAAGACCCACCGUCGUGUUGUCUACCGUAAACGUUUCUAAAUCAAAGAGUUUGGUAUUUUUUGACAGUGUUUUGUU